AUGACUAUUCUUGUUAAAAUAAAUACUCAGGAAAAACAAGCUCAUCAUUCAGUUCGAAAAUGGUUUGGUUUGAUAUGGCUUGUAAUUGAAGUCAAUUUAAUUGGUGGUACAAUAUUUGGAUUUCCAGCUUUAUUUAAAAUUUUAACUCAAUAUGGAAUUUAUGGUAAUCAAAAUAAUUGUUCAUCUUCGUUUGUCAAUGGAACACAAACCGAAAAUGGAGCUUUAUCUUGUGAAGGACAUCAAAUACGACAAUAUCAGAAUGCAUUAACAUUGGGUAUUAUUUUAUUUGAAAUUCCAUCAUUAAUUAUUGGUCCAUUGAUUGAUCGAUUUGGAUGUCGAUUUGUUAAAUUAAUUGCUAUAAUUUUUCAUCUUAUCGGAUGGUUAGCUUUAGCACUAGUUGCACCUGGACGAGAUGCAUUUUUAUAUGCUCAUACAAGUUUUUCAUCACUAGCCGGUAUUAUGUUGUUAUUGACAGCUUAUACAUCAAGUGAUUAUUUUUCAAAAUCAAGAGCAUUCGUUGCAGCAUUAUUUGCUGGAGCUUGUACAUCAGCUACAAUGUGGUAUUCGAUAUUUCAAGUUUUAAUUGAUGCAGGAAAAAUCACAUUACAACAACUGUCUUACAUUUGGAUGUCAUUUGGUAUACUCAUGUUAAUUAGUUCAUUCAUAUUUCUGGAUUGGAGAUUUCCUAUUCUUAAUUUACCCUAUCAAUUUGAUACAAAAUUAGAGAAAAAAAAGAUUCCUUCAAGUAACACUACUAAUGAAAAUUCUUCAUCAAACAACAAUGAAAUAGAUAAAAUGAAAUGGUAUACACGAAUUUUGAAACGAAAAGGUGUUUGGCAUCAUUUAACAAGUCCAUUAUAUGUGUUGGUGGUAUUAUUUUUAAGUAUUCUAUUAUUACCAGGAAUAUUUCUUGCUGUAACAUGGUAUCCAUGGGUAUAUUAUAUCACAAAACAAGAUACUAUAUUGACUAAUAAAUAUACAUUUGCAUUUAAUUUAUCCACUAUUUCUGCUAUUCUUAUUUGUCCAGUUAAUGGUUUUCUACUUGGAUUUAAAGCUGAUAAAAGUAAGAAACAAAAAUUAUUUAAUAUAUCAGUAAUGCAAACUGUAUCAUGGCUUAUAAAUAUUGUUGCAUGUAUUGUAUGUAUGUUUGCACAAACGAGUAUGAUUAUUCCAGCAUUAGUAAUCAAUUGUUUUGCACGAGCUACAAUUGUCGGUGGAAGUCAAGCAGUCGUAGCAACAUUUUUUCCAUCAGAAUAUAUUGGUACAUUAACUGGUGUUAUGUGGACUUCAGUCGGUGUUAUUGCCACUGUUCAAUAUGGUUUAGUCGAAUUAACAGAUGAUAUAUCUCGUUCAUGGAGAGCAUGGUUGAUUAUAUUGGCACUUGUCAUAUUGAUGUCAUGUCAUCUAAUUCAACUAUGGUGGAAAUAUAUACGAGAAUUAAGAAAAAAACCAACGGUAACUGUUGAGCAAGAGAUCAUAACCAAAUUUUGA
Rotaria sp. Silwood1 is the source of this 1491-nucleotide messenger RNA. The record is from the annotation of a GenBank genome assembly. NCBI's taxonomy places the organism in Eukaryota, Metazoa, Rotifera, Eurotatoria, Philodinida, Philodinidae.